CCGGUCCCGUGUGUAGCUUCUUGCCGUAUCUGGACUAGCGUUGACCCCAUGGGUUCCAGACCGAGUGAGCCUCAGUGAGGUCACCGUACUUGCCUCUGAUUGGCCCAGUCACCAGCCCGUGUACACGUGCCUGAUCGGUGCCUUCUGGUUAUCUCUCGUCCGUCCCUUCGAAAUCUGCAUAUGAGGGCAUGGAUUUUGUGUAAACCAUUGUCAAUUGGCUCGCGGACCAUGCCCUAUUAGUUUCCACACGGACUGGUCCUGAUAUAACUAGUAAUUGCUACUGCUAUUCUUUCGCCUUGCCUGUAUAUCUCCUUGCUUGCCCCUCCAAGAUGCGUUUCGGCAAGACUCUCCAGAAGUCGGUUUAUCCGCCGUGGAAAGGCAACUACAUCGACUACCAGAAGCUGAAAUCUCUCUUGAGAGAACAUGAGGCGACCGACGAUGAUACGAGUGAUGCAGAGAACACAUGGACGGAACAGGAUGAAGAAGCUUUCGUGCAGGAGCUGAUCAAUGUCCAGUUGGACAAAGUGAAUGCAUUCCAGGUUGAGACAUCGAAGACGCUGCGAGAGCGCACCUCAGCAUGUGAAUCGAAAUUGGAGGCCCUCAUACCGAAGGAUGGAGAGCAGGAGGCCCAGCUGGAUGAACAGAAGCGGAGAGAAGUCGCUGCAGAAGUCCUCUCCGAGCUGGAUGGAAUCGCCAAGGAAGUUAGCGAGCUGGAAAAGUAUAGUCGCAUCAACUUCACCGGCUUUUUGAAGGCUGCGAAGAAGCAUGAUCGAAAGAGAGGGGCCCGGUAUCGUGUCAAGCCGCUGCUUCAAGUACGACUCUCUCAAUUGCCAUUCAACACCGAGGACUACUCUCCUUUGCUACGCAAGCUCUCCGUGAUGUACUCGUUUGUGCGUGAGGUGCUCCAGGGUGCUGCUCCGAAGACCAACGAUCCUCUGAGUGUGGAAGCCCGUGAUGUUUAUACGUCGUACAAGUUCUGGGUUCAUGCGGACAACAUAACAGAGGUCAAGACAUACAUUCUCCGACGACUGCCCGUCUUGGUAUAUAACCCCAAGACUUCCAAGGAACUUAACGUUCCAGACGACCCGACAAUCACUUCCUUGUACUUCGAUAAUCCCCAGUUUGAGCUGUAUAAUCAGAAGGUCGCCCGUGCUCCUGAGGCCGGCUCUUUGAGAUUGCGUUGGAUGGGUCCGCUCAAUGACAACCCCGCUAUUUUCCUCGAGAAGAAGAUCGUCACGGAGGAUGAUGGCAGUCGAGAAGUCAGAGUACAGUUGAAGGAAAAGCACGUCCAAGAAUUCCUGAGAGGCGAAUACAAGUUCGACAAGAAGCUCCACAGAAUGGAAGAUCAAGCCAAUGAGCACGAACAGGCAGAAUCUUUCAAGAAGGACAUUGAGGAAUUGCAAUCCUUUAUCAGAGAACAUGACCUGCAACCUAUGCUCCGGGCCAAUUAUACGCGAACGGCUUUCCAGAUUCCCGGAGACAAUAGGGUCAGGAUCUCCUUGGAUACUAAUUUAGCACUGAUCCGUGAGGAUGCGCUAGACCCUGAACGGCCUUGUCGAGACCCGAAUGACUGGCAUCGGAGAGACAUUGAUGAUUCUAACAUGGAAUAUCCCUUCAGCUCGAUCCGCACAGGGGAGAUUGUUCGUUUCCCUCAUGCCUUGUUAGAGAUCAAAGUCAAGGGAGAUGGACGUGGUCGCGAGUGGGUGAAUGAUCUCAUGGCCUCCCAUCUUGUCAAGGAAGCACCAAGAUUCUCCAAGUUCGUCCACGGAGUCGCUCAGCUGUUCGAAGACUAUGUCAACAGUUUCCCGUUCUGGCUGGGAGAGUUGGAGAACGAUAUCCGCCGUGACCCGGAGGUUGCUUUCCAAGAAGAACAAGAAAGACUUGCUAAGCGUGCCGAAGAGGAUAUGGCAGUAGGGAGCUUCCUGGGAAGCGGAAACAGAGCGAGCCCUAGCUUCAGGCACAUGGUUGGAUCUCCAGUGUCUAGGUUUGGUGGAGCUGGUUCCCCGUCGCGCGCAGAACCCGCAUCACGUCCGAAGCAGCCUCUGGAGAUGCCUAGUCGUCAUCGCGAUGGAUCCCCUGCUGUGAGUGAACAACCGGCACGCACACCUACACCGUCAUCCCGACUCAUGAAUUAUUUCCCUUCGUUCUCCAUGUCGCGCUAUGCUCGUGCCCGUCGCGAACGGGUUCAGCUGCCUCCGGGAGUACGACACCCAGGAACCUGGCUGAAGGAUGCGGGUCCUGUUAAGGUCGAAUCGAAGGUCUGGCUUGCCAACCAGCGUACCUUCAUCAAGUGGCAGCAUGUGAGCGUCCUUCUGGCGUCUCUGUCCUUGGGUCUGUAUAAUGCUGCGGGUGAGGACAACCACCUCGCUCGUACUAUUGGUAUUGUCUACACCUGCUUCGCCAUUUUCGCCGGCGUCUGGGGAUGGUACAUGUAUGAAAAGCGCGCGAGGCUUAUCCGCCAGCGAAGCGGGCGUGAUUUCGACAACGUUUUCGGUCCGAUCGUCGUGUGCAUUGGCCUCGCUGCCGCUCUUGUGUUGAAUUUUGCGUUCAAGUAUACUGCUGCGAUGCGCGAGAUCAGAGCAGAUACUGUUGCUUCGACUAUUUCCGGGUCUAUCAACGCCUCAAUCUCCGCUCCCGUGGGACUUGUCAAGCAGGAUAGUUCUCGUCUCCUGGCUGCAUAAUUAACUCCGAUAGGCUGUCUUUUGUGUCCAACUCCUCUUUCCUCCAUCUCUUUUCCUCGUUUUCCUUUUUUACCAUCCUAUCGAAACGAAAGUUGUAUGAUUGAUUGUCUCCCUAUUUGUACGAAGUAUAUUACCGUGAUGAGAUGGAACGUGACAAACGAAGAGAUAAAGUCGCUCGGGAAUCAACACUAGGAAUCGUAU
Molecule: messenger RNA, 2882 nt
Organism: Paecilomyces variotii
Lineage: Eukaryota; Fungi; Ascomycota; Eurotiomycetes; Eurotiales; Thermoascaceae
Product: VTC domain-containing protein
Exons: 2
Coding region: 330-2681 (783 amino acids)
Cellular component (GO): vacuolar transporter chaperone complex; fungal-type vacuole membrane
Source: RefSeq, a predicted model, not a curated record